Messenger RNA from Trichobilharzia regenti, 645 nucleotides. NCBI's taxonomy places the organism in Eukaryota, Metazoa, Platyhelminthes, Trematoda, Strigeidida, Schistosomatidae. The record is from the annotation of a GenBank genome assembly.
AUGCCAUUCUCUUCUUCACUGCCACCAUCGUAUGGAUUCACGGACAAGAAUACGUUACUCAAUACUACUUCUACUCAUACUGCUACUACUACUACUACUAAUACUACUACUACUACUACUACUACUACUACUACUACUACUACUACUACUACUACUACUAAUACUACUACUACUACUACUACUACUACUACUACUACUACUACUACUACUACUACUACUAAUGCCAGUAUUACCACUCAUACUGCCACCAUGCCGACUACUGCACGACACAAGAAUUAUGCAUAUCAUGACCAUGUUGAUGUUCUACCGCAGAUAAACGGAAAUGAUAGUGCUUACCAACAAAAUUACCGUGAUCUACAGUAUGAAAGCUUAGAAAUAAAAGAUUAUCAAGUUGAAGAAGCUUUAGACGAUGAUGAUUAUCAAUACAUUGCAAAAAUGUUGAACAGUAGCGAGGCUGGCGACAUUCCGAGUAGUUCUGAGGAUGUCUUCACUGACUCUGAUAACUCUGAUGCUGAUAACUCUGAUGACGAUAACUCUGAAGAUGAUAAUAAUAAUAAUGAUGAUAAUAAUAAUAAUAAUAGUAAUAAUAAUGAUGAUGAUGAUGAUUUUACUGAUGACAGUUACUGGCUUCAUACUGAAUCCUAG